GGCAUUUCAUUUGACCGUUUUGAUUUUAGGCGAUUAGAGCCAUAGUGGCUAACAGAGUUUUUUGGCCACCGCCGGCGUUUCUCCGACCAACACACGCCCAACGCCAUCGGAGAGCUCUCAAGCUGAGUAUUCAACUUCUCCGUAGCAGAAAAGGAUGAAUCAGUCCCAUCUCCAAGCAGAAAGGAUGAAUCAGUACCAUAUCUACGAAGCCAUUGGCCAUGGAAAGCACUCGACUGUAUACAAAGGGAGGAAGAAGAAGACCAUUGAAUAUUUUGCCAUCAAGAGUGUGGAUAAAUCUCAAAAGGCCAAGGUUCUUCAAGAAGGGAGGAUCCUUCAUUCUCUUGAUCAUCCAAACAUUUUAAAGUUUUUCUCUUGGUAUGAAACAUCUGCUCACUUAUGGUUGGUGCUAGAAUAUUGUGUUGGAGGAAAUCUCAUGACCUUAUUACAGCAGGAUACUAAGCUUCCAGAAGAUUCCAUACAUGAUCUUGCGUGUGGCCUUGUAAGAGCUUUGCAGAUAUUACAUUCAAAGGGAAUAUUAUACUGUGAUUUAAAACCAUCAAACAUUCUAUUAGAUGCAAAUGGACUCACAAAGUUGUGCGAUUUUGGAUUGUCAAGAAAGCUAAAUGAUAUUUCAAGAACACCUUCUUUGCAGUUACCGCAAGCAAAACGCGGAACGCCCUGUUACAUGGCUCCAGAGCUGUUUCAGGAUGGAGGGGUCCAUUCUUAUUCUUCUGAUUUGUGGGCUCUAGGUUGUGUGAUGUAUGAAUGCUAUGCUGGGAGACCACCAUUUGUUGGAAGAGAAUUCACUCAGUUAGUGAAAUCAAUACUUGCAGAUCCAAUUCCUGCUCUGCCUGGCACCCCAAGUCGCCCCUUUGUGAAUCUGAUCAGUUCUCUUUUAAUCAAGGAUCCAGCUGAAAGAAUUAAGUGGCCUGAACUAUGUGGACAUGCAUUUUGGAGAACAAAAUUUGCUCCGGUUUCAUUACCUCCACAACCUGCUUUUGAUAAUAUGAUUGAGCUUUCUUCUAGACUUCACCUUUCAGAACGAAAUGGUGAAAAACCUCUUCAAAACAAGACCCCACAAAAAACUCGUGAAAAAGAUUCUAAAGGGAUUCACCGGCAUGAUGAGAAUUCAAACACUGAGUCUAAAGGUCAUGAUACACCAAACAGGGGCAUAUCCAGUACAAGAAAACCUCAGCAAAAAGCUUCUGGCAGAGUUAUUGAUAAUAAGCACAAGGAUGUGUUAAAUAAUGCAAGGGAGGUCAAUCUGCUACGGCUGUCAAGAAUUGCAAAAUCUAAUUUAAGGAGGGAAAAUGAGAAGGAGAACUAUAGGAGGCCAUUGCCAAAUAGCUCAGAGAAUGAUGCAGAAGUUAAAAUAGAAAAUAAUGAUAUGGAACUUGAUUUUAGUGAGAACACCGAGGAUGAGGCAAGUGAUGAACCUGAUGACACGGAAGGCAUCAAAUGCACCACAGAAUCCACUGUGUCUACACCAAGUGAGCAGGAGGAAAAAUUGGAAGGGACAGAUAGUGCCAAUUCAGGAUCAUCACCUAUGGUUAACCUGCCUUGCUCAGAUGAAUCAAAAGUGAUCGACCCGGAACCAUCUUCAGAACACAGCGAUGAUCUUCAACUUAUAACUCCUAAAAUUAAAGAGGGUCCUAGUUCUGACACUGAUGCACCAAAAUCAUCAACAAGCCUCUCCCAGGUUCUCUGGCAUCCUUCUGAUCUUUCAGUCAGACCUGUUAUGCCUAGUAGAAAAUCUGAUAAAGUUUCAGGAACGACUCCUUCACUUCCAUUUGAUCCACUUCAGGCAUCUGAUUUUGUCAAAAUGUCAAAAGAGCAACCAGACCUGGUUAACAAGAUUAUAGGCAUUCUCUCUGGGAACACUUCUACGGGCGAGAAACAAAAUGUGAUCAGGUACCUUGAGAUGCUAAGUAGCAAUGCCGAUGCAGCAAACAUCUUGACCAAUGGCCCUAUCAUGUUAGUUUUGGUUAAAAUGCUCCGACAGUCUAAGACAUCACUUUUGCAUGCUCAACUUGCUUCACUAAUUGGUUUGUUGAUCCGCCGUUCUACUUUUAUCGGAGAUGAGCUGUCUAAUUCUGGAAUAUUAGGUGCUUUAACUGAUGGCCUCAGAGAUAGACAAGACAAAGUAAGAAGGUUUUCCAUGGCUGCAUUGGGUGAAUUGUUGUUUUAUAUUUCGACUCAGGACGAUCAUGCUAGGGAUACUAAUGUCUUUGUGUCUCCAUCUAAAGAUGCCAGGCCUUCGUCUGUUUGGCAGGUGACAAAUUCCAUAAUUUCCUUAGUGUCAUCAAUUUUACGAAAUGGAGAAGAUGAUAUGACCCAACUUUACGCACUAAGGACCAUUGAAAACAUUUCCAGUCAAGGAGGCCAUUGGUCUGCUCGUUUCACAAGUCAGGCUGUACUUACUAACCUCUGUCAUAUUUUUAGAGCUCCCUGUAAACAAGAGAUCAUAAAACUAACUGCAGGAUCUUGUUUGGUACGCCUUGUUCGUUUCAGUCGUACCUGCAUUCAACGUGUUUUAGAUAAACUUCCAUUAAAGGAUAUUUCAUCAAUCCUAGUUAAGGGUAGUCAACGUGAACAGCAAAUAUGUUUGAAUCUUUUAAACAUGGCGCUUUCUGAAAGUCAUAUGCCAGCAAAUAUUGGGCGAUAUCUUCCUCCCUUGUUGGAAGACAAGAACCUUGUCCCACACCUUAUUACUCUUAUAGAGCAAGAAGGCGAAAUUUUGAAGGGAAAGGCGCUUCUCUCUGUGGCUCUACUUUGCAAGAAUGGCAAGAGAUGGCUUCCACAAUUCUUUUGCAAUGCGAAACUCCUAUCAACUGUUGAUAGGCUUCUCAAGGAUAAAGACAGCUAUGUGAAGCAAUGCUUAUAUACAUUUGCAGAUGUUGUCGCAUCAAGUGUGCCAAGUCUACUGGAAACUAUUAUUGUGGAUAUUCAACAACUUAUGGGUGGCAGACGCCGUGUACAGAUUAUGGGAGUGGCAAGCCGGAAUUCUUCAAAGAACAAUUUUCAUUUUUUCCCUGUUGUUCUCCAUCUUCUUGGAUGUUCGUUACUCAAGCAAAGGGUUGCUUGUCAUCAGGUUAUACAACAGUUGGCAAAUCUUUUGAGAUUGAUGGAGUCUCCUUUCCAUGGAAGAGACGAUUUUCAGAUAACACUUCUGCGGAUACUUGAAUCUAUUGCAGAGGAGACAUCUGCGAUUGAAGAGGGUUCAACCAUUUUUAUUUGUGAAGUCCUACCAAGUUUAAGUGUGGUGUACAGAGGAAAUAAAGAUGGUGAUGCCCGGUUUUUGUGUCUGAAGGUUUUCUUUGAUUUGAUGGCCACUUUAUUGAAUGAAGUAUCAGGGAAUGAACAGAAGAUGAUGGAAUUGAAGUCUAUAUCAAAUUCUCAUUUCCUCCCUUUGUACCCAUCUUUGGUUGAGGAUGAAGAUCCAAUUCCAGUUUAUGCUCAAAAGCUCUUAGUGAUGCUCAUAGAAUACGGUCUUAUAACAAUUUCAGACAUUCUUCAUAUGAAGAUAAUCUCACAGUGCUUUGAGUUUUUGCUAGUUGACUUCUCCACUGUGAAUGUCAACAAUGUCAUGCUUUGUCUGGCUUUGGCAUCUGCUCCAGAACUUGAUACUAAAGUCCUUUCUCAACUCAAAGUUGUGAGAAAGCUUGGAAGCCUCCUUGAGUUUGUGUGCGCCAAGGAAAUGGAAGAUAUCAUCGAACAUACUCUUUGUCUUUGUAGGGCAUUCCUUUUACGUUCAGCAGGCACGAGGAAUGGGGCUAGCUAUGCUAAAGAACCUGUUCUACUAUAUAAUAAUAAUUCAUGUGCAGCAAUUGACCCAAAUGAGUGCAUCAGAGACAUAAUGGACUUUGGUGAGAAUGUUGGAGUUCUGCUGGAUCUGAGCAAGUCCAGUAAGAAUAAUGUAUCAGAUGUAGCAUCUGAAUGCUUGAUUUUGCUGUUCAAGGCUGCUCCAAGGGAAGCUACCACUGGAUUCCUAACCAACCUUGCGAGAGUGACUAUCAUCCUAGAGUCAUGGAAUCCUACCAUUUCGAUCUUGCUACCACAAAGGAUUCUCUAUGCUCUUGGUUACUCUUGCCGACAGUACUUGUCACAUGGUAUGAUUCUAGCAAUACACUUACCAGACAUAACAAAACUCGAAAAGGUUGUGUUUCAGCUCAAACAUUGCGGCAUUCAAACAGUGGCAGAUGCUGCCUUUUGCGCAUCUUCCGAACUUCAAAGGCUUCCACGUCAUUAUUGAAUCAUGCAUGGGGCAUUUCAUCAUUCUCAAGGUGCCUUAGGUCUCUUAAGAUGGUCGUGAAGGUGGGAAGAAGAGCUCUACUCACGUUUGCCAUGGACUUGUACAAUGCAUGUGCCUUUGUUAAUAUUUUCAGUUGCUUGUUGUAGGCUUUCAACUAUUAUUCUUUCAUGAAAUAAUGUGAUGGCAUUAUAUAUUUUGAUAUGUGAUCUUCAUUACUAAACUGUACGUGUCGUUAUGCAGAUAGUAGUUAC
This is a messenger RNA of Cuscuta campestris, 4503 nucleotides long. The record is from the annotation of a GenBank genome assembly. Lineage: Eukaryota; Viridiplantae; Streptophyta; Magnoliopsida; Solanales; Convolvulaceae.